ACUUCCGCUUCGCAUACGUCAUUGUCAAAAGAAAAUUAGGUUGGAGAAAUUGACGUGGCAUUGACAAAUAUUCGUGUAUUAGGUUGUCAUUGAGACGUUGUGGAAAGUAGCUUUGUUGUGAAGGUUAAUAUCAAGACCUAAUCUAUCCAAAAUUUUCCAUAAUUUUGUUACCGAUAAUCGCAUUAAACUUUAGUCAUCGAAAAUGGGGCUCACCAUUUCCAGCUUGUUCAAUCGUUUGUUUGGAAAGAAAGCAAUGAGAAUUCUCAUGGUUGGACUUGACGCUGCUGGUAAAACAACCAUCCUAUACAAGCUGAAACUAGGAGAAAUUGUGACAACUAUUCCCACAAUUGGUUUUAAUGUGGAGACAGUUGAGUACAAGAAUAUUAGUUUUACUGUAUGGGAUGUUGGUGGUCAGGACAAAAUCCGUCCUCUUUGGAGACACUACUUCCAGAAUACUCAUGGUCUCAUUUUUGUUGUGGAUAGCAAUGACCGAGAAAGAGUUGAUGAGGCUAAGGCAGAAUUAUGUAAAAUGUUGGAGGAAGAUGAGCUAAGAGAUGCUGUUUUAUUAGUGUUUGCCAACAAACAGGAUCUCCCCAAUGCCAUGUCAGCUUCAGAAAUCACAGAAAAACUGGGACUCAGUCAACUAAGGGGACGAAAAUGGUAUAUUCAAAGCACAUGUGCCACACAAGGAACAGGAUUAUACGAAGGACUUGAUUGGCUCUCAAAUGAGCUUUCAAACCAAUGAAAACUUUGUUUGCAAAAGAGGCUAGGAAUUUCUUUGUGGAUUUGCAUUUACAUUGUAAUUGUUCAAACAUUCAGUCAUAAGCCAUAAAGAUCAGAACAAAGUAUUGAAUGGACCUAGUGAAAAACAAGUGUUCACAAGAAAUUGUUCAUAACAGGGCAGAACUCCUUGUAGGAGAGACUGCACAUGCUUGUGUCAUUGUUAUCAAAAUGUUAAUGUAUUAAUUAAUCAUUAAAUUAUGUGUGCAUUGUUCAUAUGGAUAAGUGAUGUAUUUAAUAUAUAUACAUGUACAAGUUGUGAUUUUAUGUAUUGAGGAUUGUCUUCAUUCCAGAUUUUAGUAUUCAGUAUAUGAGACCAAUAUGUUCAAAUGUCUCCCGAUACUUAAUAUAGAUUCCAACAUUGAAAAGGUCAUAUAUUCAAUUUGGAUUUGGAUUUUUAAGAAGUUUGAUGUAUUUUUUUUUCUGUACAAUACUUCGUAUGUCUGUACAAUACUUCAUAUAUCAGGAAAGAUGUAAUGUAGCAGACAUGCGUAUAACACUUCCUAAGCUAUUUAUAGUGCCAUCAGAUAUUUGCUUUCACAAUGCAAUGCUAAUUGUUCUUCUGUUAAAUUCACAAAGUUUGAUGGCAUCAUAGUUGAAGCUUACUCUUUAUUAUCUGGAACAGUACUACAUAAGAACAACAAUAAAAUGUCACAUGGAUUUGGGCUAAAUAAGAAAAAUAUUUGCUUUUCCAGUACCAUCAUAAAUUUAUGAAGAUAAAUAUUGGGUGUACAUUUUUCUGUUUAAGUCUUGGUACGCCUGAUAAUUCUAUUGAAAUUGUUUUGGUGUUUAUAUGUAUAUGCAUUAAAGAAUGGGCAUGCUCUUGAAACAAAAAACAUUCUGGUGUGAAAAAAAGUUGUACAUAAUUACAUGUAUGUAGGUGACAUUAUUGCACUGUGCAUGCUGUUUUGUACUGAUUUGCAGAGCAUACAGUGUUCCAGAACUGUCAAAAAACCAAUGUUACAUCAUUUUCAGUUACACAUUCACAUACCUUAAAAUACAGUUUGGUUUAAACAUCUCUUUUUUUUAUGGUGUAUGGGAAAUUAUUUAAUAUAGACAGUUUUUAGUAUUUCCUUUUUAAGAUAACUUUUUUGCACAACUAUCAGUUCUUUUGGCAAUAUUCAGGAAAAAGCUCUCUAUGUUGUGUCAAAAUAUUUUAUUUUCUUUAAAAAUUGUAUGGCAUAUUUUUCCACCUUUAAUAUGUACCUGUGUAAAUUCAAGCUAAAUAUCAGAAUCUGUUUUAUUGCAAAAUUUGUAUUUUCAUAUUUAAACUUAUUUUUUCACUUUCUUCAUGAAUAGAAACAAUUAAAAGCUGCCUGUUUAGCAGACAAUGGUGUGGGAGAGUGAGAUAUUACGGAGGAAUCUACGUGUUCUCUGUAAAAAUUAUAUGAAUAAAUUGUGAUAAAAAUGAA
Molecule: messenger RNA, 2192 nt
Organism: Saccostrea echinata
Lineage: Eukaryota; Metazoa; Mollusca; Bivalvia; Ostreida; Ostreidae
Product: ADP-ribosylation factor 4
Exons: 6
Coding region: 203-745 (180 amino acids)
Biological process (GO): intracellular protein transport; vesicle-mediated transport
Cellular component (GO): cytoplasm; plasma membrane
Molecular function (GO): GTPase activity; GTP binding
Source: RefSeq, a predicted model, not a curated record